Messenger RNA from Vitrella brassicaformis, 3424 nucleotides. NCBI's taxonomy places the organism in Eukaryota, Vitrellaceae. The record is from the annotation of a GenBank genome assembly.
GUAUGUGCUAGCCGACAAAAGACACACGCACGUCUCUCAUGUCUCUGUCCUAUCUACAUGGGCAAAGAUCUCUGUCUGUGUGAUGUGCAUGUACGUGCGGGUGUGGGUUCUGCACUCUGUGUGGUUUGUGUUAAUAGACCCUGCAUGUCAACUGAUCGAUUGACUGCGGGCUGUGUGUCUCAAGCACCAAGAGAUAGGGGGGAGGAAAUUUAAAACAACACAGACUUGAAAAAUCCGCGCACACGCACACGUAAGCAUGCAGAUGCGCACACACAGACGCCUUCAGCAAAGAGCUACCCUAUGCAAACUACACCCUCGCACAAGGCGGCGGUUAUAAGACAAGAUCGAUCAAAGACAUUUUCGGCUUAAGUAAUACUCUUUCGAUCUCCCUCUACACCCCCGCCCUCCUCACACAUUCAUGCGCGGGAAGGGGGAAGCUAGAUUAGGGACCUUGCGGGUCAAGGACCCGCUUACGUUGUAAAUGUUGAAGAGCUACUGAAAUGGGCCCGGGUAUCCAAGGUAGCCAGCCAAAUUGAGCCCGUUCACCUGAAAAGACAAAAGCACACGUCUACAGGUCCCAGAGAUACACAGGUAAGUGCAUACGUUAGGUUGGAAUGGCAACAUGGCAGGGGCGGGAGCAGCGACGGGUGCGGCCAUGCCAUAUGGAACCUGAGACAUACCGGCAAGUAGACAUUGUCUUGACAUGGUUCCCCUCCCUCCUUAGGUACCGGGGGUGGCACUGCAGGCGCUGCAGCCGCUGCAGCUGCCGCCGGUGCGGGGGCCUGCCCAAGCUGAAGGGGAGCAUUUGGGUCGACAUAAGGACGCGCUGACACAAAACGAAAAGUGACAGCAAUGACGCCCUCCGUGUGAGUCGUCAGUCGGCGCACCUUGCCCGGGAUUCUGCUCGUUGACACAGCCGCCAAAGGGGCCAAAGCCGCCGAAAUGAGCGGAUUUCUGAGGGAAGAUGCAAAAGUGGACGCGCAUGCAUAGCCGGAAAGUUGUGCACGUGACCGCGAAGGGCUUACGUCAGCCAGCGUGAGUCGCUGCCCACAAAUGUAGCAGAAGUACGUACCCCCUUGCGGCCCGCAUCGUGGUGACUGCAUCGACAAAGCCAUCCACAGCUGCUGUCAGUAAAUGCAGUCGAGCUUUCGUGACCUACAACGCAUGUCAUGAAGUUGCAGCAUUCUGCUCUCUCGCACAUUACGCCACACUCGGGGCAUCUCUGCACACAAAAUGCACCGGCUUAUAUCGCUUCCAAGCUCAAAGCAGCCAUUCGUCCGUACCUUCCAUCUCUGCUGUGCCGCAAUCCGGUUGAAGGCCUGCUCGCCUUGGUUGUUCUCCAGCUUCCACUGUCGGUAUUGCUCGCACGUGCCAUCAUGGGCCUACAUGAAGACGUACAGUGCUGGUAUGCAGUUAUCUGUCCAUUCCUAAGUUACGUUCUCCGAGCAGUGGGGACAGAACUCCUUGUUGCAUUUCGGAUAUUUCACCUGAUAAUCAAUGGACACAGCGCAGCAGUGUGCCUGUGUAGUGCAGACCUUCUUCAGUGUCUUGUCGAUGAUGAACGUGGCACAAUUGGGAGCAGGGCACGUGCUGCAUCACAUUCAGAGGACACUCCAGCCAUUUCGUCUCUCAUAAUGCGCGUCCUUUAAGCUUACACUUUCAUCUCGCCUUCGUCCAGGGGCUCCCACUGAUCAAAGCUGCAGCCAAACAACAGACGUAAUUGCUCCAGAGAGGGUGCGUCCAAGCAUUUGUACCGAAAUCGAUCGAACUUCUCUUGGUCUGCGGCAGACAGGGCCCCCAUUAUCUGCGGCACGCUCAGCUCCUGAACGCACAGACGACAGACAAACGAUGCAAGCGCCUCCGCCAUUUCUGUCUCCCUUUACCAUUGCACACGGCCGCCCUUCCGGGUCCAACCCGGGACACCUCAGCUCAGUCGCUGCGAACAACGGACACAGAGACAUACAGACAGGUACAUUGAGUCACACAAUGAAGAUGGCAGUUACGUGAGACUUUCCUGUCCUUGACCAUUGACUCCACAUGUCGGGCGAAACAAACGCUGCAGUCAAAAUGCACCAGCCGAUGGAUGUCUCCCAAUGGUGUCUCUCCUUAUUCACUUGCAAAAGCGAUGGCCGCAAUCCAGUUCAGUCGAUUCUUCAACGUGCCAGCUAUCUUGACAUAUCGGACACUCGAACUCCCGGGGCUGUGAAGGCUCUGCAGGUUCGUCAUCUGCAGCACGCAAAAGGGACACACAUGUGCAUGAGUUCAGUGAAUUCAGAAAACCGACGCUCACCGAAAUUCUGCAGAGCCGUAGCCAGCAGCUCUUGCUCCUUGUCGAACCACUCCUGGGCUCCGACGCAAAACAUGCGCUCGUCUUCAGUCAGCAGGACGCCAGGACACUCGGGGCACGGCGCAGCGUUGUUGAUGAAGUCUCCGUCUGGUGUGUUGGCCAUGAUGUGAUGGCGGAUGCACGGGCGGCAGAAGGCGUGCAGGUGACACGCUGGCAUGAUGACCUCAUCCCUCCUGAACUCGCCAUAGCACAUCUGGAACCAUCAUCGCACCAGAGCAACACACGUGUAUACAUGAAUGCAUACUGGCUGGCUACAUUUCCUUACCACACAAAACAUUCCGUCAUAACGCGCAGGCGCGGCAGCUGCUGCAGCUACCGGUGCGGCCGCUGCGGCUGCAGCCGGUACGGCAGCUGCAGCUGCAGCCGGCACUCCAGGCUGUGGCACCCUGACGACGAGAGGAAGAUAUACAAUUCGUACGGUGGCUGGGGACAUGACUCACCAGCUUUGGAAGCGCUCCAGCUCCUCGUCUGAGUGCGCAAAGCGACACAGUGCGUCACAAUCGCGCCUCCCUGCAUCCAUCAAACAGCCAUCAAACACAUACAUCACGAUCACUCUGCCAACUUGAACCUAUUCCGCACCUUCUCUGUCCAUCCGGUUGCACAUGGUUGGGUGUCCCCUGAGUUCCUGCCUACUGUGUGCGUUUGUGCAUCUACCGGCGUACUGGCACCUGCCAACCUGCAGGUGAUCACAGACAGAGAAUCUGACCUUCCCCCGGACCUCAUCUCCCCGACAAACAUACCUGGAUGUAUUGCACGCACAUCCUUGUUUUGUGCAGCGGAUGGCGGUUCAUCUGGCGGGUAUGACGAUUCCGACAUUCUUCGCCAAACCGGCACGCUCCCUGACAGACAGAAAGGACUGACUGACUGACUGACAUGUGAGCUGGGGGGGUCUUCGUGCUCACCCUGAGGAAGAACGUGCACACUGGUCUGUCCCCUCCAUCUCGGUCGUGGCUCCCGUUUCCUCGCUGCGUGGCAACACGGACACACACACUCAACAGUGGCACACAGAGUCAUACAAGUGUCCGCCACGCAACAUCGACAUCAGAUACGCACCUCGCUCAUCGCGGGGGAAUGGAG